UCGGGGUGGGAAGGGGUGUGCCCUUUGAUGUGCAUAGGGGCGGCCCGCGAUCUAUAAAUACAGCGGAGCGUACCGCCCCGCCGCCCCACCCAGAGGAAGCUCACUUACCUGAACCGGGUUUGACGUCAUGAGGGGACACUUUUCCAUCGAGUGGAUGGCGCAAAGCAGCCGGCAGCGGCCCGCUAGCAUUAGCGGUGGGGGCACUGCCAGGUUGGCGGCGCCCGGGCUUGCCGGCACCCACGCAGAGAGCCUGCCAGGAUUCUGCCGGAGGCCUGACCAUGACGGUGGAGGAGUCCCGGGCAAGAGGCCCAAGAUGGACUCUGGCGACAACAGCAAAAUUGCUUCAGAGGCGGAGGAGGAGACGUCGGGCUAUGAAAGCGAGCGUUCCCUCUCGCCGCUGGGCCCCGCCGAUGACGCCGCCACCGCGUGCGCCUCGCCGCUGACCCCGCCGUCGGGGAGGAGGCCGCGCACGGCCUUCACGGUGGAGCAAAUCGGCAGCCUGGAGCGAGCUUUCAAGAGGAACGCCUACCUGGGCACGCAGGACAAGGCGCAGCUCUGCCGAAAACUCAACUUGUCCGACAAACAGAUCCGAAACUGGUUCCAAAACCGGCGCAUGAAGCUGAAGCGGACGGUGCAAGACGCUCUGGCGCAUGCCUGCCAAGCCAGCGCCGCGUCGCACUUUGCGCCCUACCCCGAGCUGCAAGCGUACCGGCCAGCUCCGUACCCACGCUACCACCCGAUGCCAUUGACGCUUCAGGACGCCAGCGGCGCCACCGCCGCCUUGGCUCAGCCGCCGCACAACCUCCAGUACGCCUCGCCUCUGGACUCGCUCUACCAAUACGGCAAUGUGGCUGGAGCUAUGUUGUCCGCCGCCACGCCGCCUCCCCCUGCCCCUCCUCCUCUAAUGGCAGCCUACCCGGCAUACCCCCAAUACUACUGACAGCCACUCUGUCUUGGUUUGCUCAUUGAAUCUUUGCGUUGUUUCUGUGAAGGCUUGUGUGCAAUGGGGGGUUUGUGUGUGUGAGUGCGUGUGUGUGUGAGAUGAUAAAUUCUGUAUUUCUCAUUUAAUUCCAAUAAAAUCCAAUCAAUUUUUUU
This is a messenger RNA of Hippocampus zosterae (dwarf seahorse), 1095 nucleotides long. RefSeq names its product ventrally expressed dharma/bozozok antagonist (gene ved). The record is from RefSeq and is a predicted model, not a curated record. NCBI's taxonomy places the organism in Eukaryota, Metazoa, Chordata, Actinopteri, Syngnathiformes, Syngnathidae. The transcript is spliced from 3 exons. Gene Ontology annotation, cellular component: nucleus. Bases 128 to 940 code for a protein of 270 amino acids. Gene Ontology annotation, molecular function: sequence-specific double-stranded DNA binding. Gene Ontology annotation, biological process: neuron projection morphogenesis; spinal cord motor neuron cell fate specification; central nervous system development.